Molecule: messenger RNA, 1704 nt
Organism: Rhizophagus irregularis DAOM 181602=DAOM 197198
Lineage: Eukaryota; Fungi; Glomeromycota; Glomeromycetes; Glomerales; Glomeraceae
Source: RefSeq, a predicted model, not a curated record
AUGUUUAAGGUUGUUGCUCAUGGUGAUGAUAUGGGUAAUAAUUAUGUAGAUAAUUUGGCGAAAAUUGCACAUACUGAUCAAGAUCACUAUAUAGUUUUACGACAGAACGCUUGUAUGAUGAAAGUUCUUCCUUGUUGGAAUGGAAUUAUUAUUGAAAAUAAGCUGCGCUCAUUUUUGAAAAAUAUAUGCAACUACAAAGGUUUAGAAAAUUUUAUUAAUUUGAAUAGAAAUUCUAAAUAUCGCACGCUAGAAGUCGACUGGACAUCCACAUUUAGUUGUUUAAAUUGUGACAUAAAUAACAAUGAAACUUCUGUUUCUUCUUCUAAAACAAAAGCUCAAAAAGUUCACUUGUUAAUUGAAGAAAUUCCUACAAUUGAACAGAUGAAGAAAUCAUUGUUUGACUUAUAUGAUGGUUGGAUGUGCCCUAUAUGUGGUCUACAAGACGAAACCUUUAAUCAUGUCUGGACGUGUAGUGGUAAUUAUGAUAUUAUUAACAACAUUCGAGAUAAGACUAUUGAUCAUCUCUUAACUUGGAUAUUAGAAUAUAAUGAUAAUAUACAAGAUUUUAAUGCUCUUAUGGCACUUGAUAUAUGGGAUAUAUCUUAUGAUCCUAACAUGUUUACUUUUAUUGACUUGAUUAAAGGUAUUAUACCUAUGUCACUUUCAGAAUUAUUGAAUUCCUGGACUACAAAGAAAAAUGUUGUUGAUGUUUUGGUUCAAAUGAGACAGUUUAUUUUUAAUGCUAUAUUCGAAGAAGUUUGGAUUCCAAGGUGUUCGCAUUUGAAGGAAUUUGAACAUUCUAUAGGAUUAACUAAAAAGAAAAAAUUAGAAUUCAAAAGCGUUCAUUCAUUACCUAGUAAUAAUAGUAGUUAUACUAAUAAUAUUCAUUAUGAUUCUUUAGAUAGUGUUAGGAAUUACAUUUAUUUUGGGUCAAUUUUACUUUCUUCUGCAGGGCGGGCUUCAACUUACCAAGUUUCGGCUAGUGUAUGGGAGAUAGCAAAUUACGAAUUAGAUGCUUGGAAAGAAAAACACAAUAAGUUAGAAGAAAGUGUUAAAGUUUUAAAAGAGGAAAAAAAGUUUGCAGAUGAACAAAUAAUAUCUUUAGAAAAAGAAAAAAAGAUAGCAGAUAAACAAAUAAUAUCGCUGGAAAAAAAUAUAAAGAAAGCAGAAGAACAAAUAAUAUCUCUAGAAAAUGGUGUAAGAAAAUUUAAAGAUCUGGAGAAGAAUAAAAACAACGAAAUAUAUAAGAUGUUGAAAAAAGUUGUAUACAUAGAAAGGCUUGAAGUCAAAUGGAAUUAUAAAUACAGAACAGUUCGAGCUAGGAUCCACUUAACAAAAGAAAUGCAAAAUAAAAUAUUAUUUGAUAUAUUUAACAACGAGAGUGACUUAUUAAAGGCAAUUUAUAAAUCCACAAUGGAAGAAGAUAUGGGAAAAGGACUUCAAAUGAAAAGUCAAGAUGAGCUAAUUGGCGAAGAGGAUAGAUUUGUUGAUGCCAAAUCUGAUGUCCUAUCAACAAUACCGAGGACCAAAGAAGAACAUGAAGAGCUCAAUGUAUUGAAUAACAAUUUUAGUGAAAGAUUAGAAGAGGUUAAUAAAAUAUCAAGCUUGCCGGAAGAGAAAGGGAAGACAAUCGAGGAUAAAGACAAGAUUAACAAGAAUAAAAAAUGUGAAGAAAUUCUUGGGCCGAUGCUUGGAUCUGACUGA